GCAUUGAGGAAGUGGAGACACUACUUAAUUGGACACCACUUCAAGCUCAUCACUGACCAACGUAGUGUAAAGUUUAUGUUUGACUCUAAAUCAAACAGUAAAAUAAAGAAUGACAAAAUAGCGAGGUGGCGAGUUGAACUCUCAUGUUUUCACUAUGACAUAGUAUACCGUCCAGGAACAGAAAACAUACCAGCUGAUGCUCUCUCCCGCAUCUGUGGUGCCACUACUUCUGAUAAACUCUGAGAACUUCAUGAAAUCCUAUGUCACCCUGGGAUAUCUCGCAUGAUGCAUUUUGUCCGGGGGCGGAAUCUACCUUACUCAGUAGAAGAAGUGAGGAAAAUUACCACCUCUUGCCAAGUGUGUUUAGAGCUCAAACCUCAAUUCAUCAAAUCCUCGGGACAACUGAUCAAAGCAACCCAGCCAUUCGAGAGCUUGAACUUAGAUUUCAAAGGCCCAGUUCCCUCUCAAUCUAGAAACAAGUACCUCCUCACUGUUGUGGAUGAAUUUUCAAGGUUCUCAUUUGUUUUCCCUUGUGCAGAUAUGACCACUAGAACUGUCAUCAGUUGUUUGGUGCAACUUUUUUCUUUGUUUGGCAUGCCAGCGUAUAUCCACACUAACAGGGGUGCAUGUUUUAUGUCUGAAGAGCUGAAGGAUUUCCUGAUGAAGAAAGGUGUUGCUACCAGUCGCACUACACCUUAUAACCCUGAAGGGAAUGGUCAAGCUGAAAAAUAUAACUGGAAAACUCUGACAUUAGCCCUUAAGACAAGGAACCUUGAUGUGUCUCAGUGGGAAACUGUUCUCCGAGAUGCUCUCCAUUGUAUACGCUCCUUGUUGUGCACUUCCACGAACUGUACUUCUCAUGAGCGCCUUUUCCUGCAUAGUAGAAGGUCCACCACCGGCCAAUCGUUGCCUACUUGGCUCAUCCAAGGAGGGCCUGCUCUCCUGAAACGCCAUGUAAGAUACAGCAAGAACGACCCCUUAGUGGAUGAGGUUGAAAUCGUAGAGGCGAACCCCGAGUAUGCUCAUGUGAAGCUUCCAGAUGGUAGGGUGACUACAGUUUCAUUAAGACAUCUUGCUCCUAUGGCUAGUGACAACCGUGAAAGUACAGAUGCUGGGGUUCCUGUAUCUCAGUCCGAGGUUCCUGAGGAAUUGUCAGUUGCAAAUGCUCCUCAGGAGAUUGCACGCGGUCUCUCCCAUGUGGAUAUUGCUUCUCAGCAUGACACUCUUCAGGAAUCCCGUACAGUCCCUCAACAGGUAGCCUCACCUCCUCCACUUCGAAGGUCAGAGAGAGUGAGGCAACCUCCAAAGUACCUUCAGGAUUACUCCAAGUGAACUUAACUGAGAAGGGAAGAAUGUGGUAAAAAUAAACCUGUUUCAUAUUAGUGGUCUCUAUAGCUUUUGUUUACUUUUGUGGUUCCUUGCUGACGUGUCUCGUAUUACAGCUGUAGACUCGCCAGAUUAUGGUACAAUGCUUGAUUCUUUGUAUAUGUUACUUAUGAUGCCCCUUUGUAUGUUAUAUGCUUUGUGUAUAUUCUUGGUUAUACUGUCUUUCAUAAGGAGUGUGAUUUAUGUACCUUCUUAGUUAACUCAAGUGUUUAUUUAUGUUUAUGUCUGUGU
Messenger RNA from Macrobrachium nipponense, 1617 nucleotides. RefSeq lists its product as uncharacterized. Gene Ontology annotation, molecular function: nucleic acid binding. Gene Ontology annotation, biological process: DNA integration. Lineage: Eukaryota; Metazoa; Arthropoda; Malacostraca; Decapoda; Palaemonidae. The record is from RefSeq and is a predicted model, not a curated record. The transcript has a single exon. The coding region runs from base 283 to 1332 and encodes 349 amino acids.